This is a messenger RNA of Lates calcarifer (barramundi perch), 3423 nucleotides long. RefSeq names its product GRB2-related adapter protein-like. Gene Ontology annotation, molecular function: protein binding. The record is from RefSeq and is a predicted model, not a curated record. NCBI's taxonomy places the organism in Eukaryota, Metazoa, Chordata, Actinopteri, Centropomidae.
GUCAAGGGAAGAAAGAGAAACAUAAUACCUUAGAUUUGAGAAACACAUGUUUUGUCAGGACCUUAUUGGGUAGCAGAACUCCUAAACCUUUUCAAAUAUAAAAAAGACUGAGCAACUGAAUCAGCUGUUUCACCUUUGCAGAGACUUGUGAUAAUGAUAAGAAGAGGUCAUAAACUCUCCAGGUCAUUGCUCUGUAUUCGAAGGUUAUUUUCAUCCUUUCCCACCUUCUGUCUCUCUUUUCCACCAACCGCUGUCACUGAUUUCCCCAGUGGAAAAUGUUUCAUUAAAGCCCCAGAGUUUAAAGAGUGUGUAGACAUCAUAGAUGGAGGGUAGUCGCUGCCUCCACGUGUACACACACUCUCCAGCUCAGUCACAUGGAAGAGCAGAGGGACACACGCGCAGAGAAAACUCUCCUCAUUAACUAAUGAGCAGGAUGUCAGCGGCUGCACACACACACACACACACUGAUUUUCACUGAUUAUCUCAUCCAGUAAUAGAGUGUCAUCAUCCUGCUGUGCUCUACUCACACAGCUGUACUCUCUCUCUCUUCAUUCAUGAAGUGAAACUAUUUUUGUGGCUGACUCUACUCGUUGUGUUCAGCAUGGAGGCGGUGGCUCUUUUCUCUUUUACAGCAUCAGAAGCAGAUGAGAUCAGUUUUCAAAAAGGGGACAUUAUCAAGGUGACAGAAAUGGAGGAUGAUUCUUGCUGGUUCACUGCAGAGAUCCAGGGGAAACGUGGCUACGUGCCUGAAAACUACAUUUCCCUCCUUCCUCAUCCGUGGUUCGCAGGACAAGUGUCGAGACUUGAAGCCGAGCGUCGUCUCCGUUGGCAGGACAUGGGAGUGUUCCUGCUGAGGGAGAGUGAAUCAGCUCCGGGAGAGUUUUCUGUCUCUGUUAGCUAUGGUGACAGGGUGGAACACUUCCGAGUCCUGGAGGGGGGAGGUCAGUACUGCAUCUGGGACGAGUCGUUUUGCUCCCUCAACCGUUUGGUGGAUUUCUACAGAACCCACAGCAUCGCUGUGGAGAAAGUGGUGCUGCUCAGAGACCCUCCCUCGUCCCCUCGCCUGCUGUCCCACCCUCAGUGUAACCCCUAUCCUAACCCUUACAAAAGCAGCUCUCAGGAGUCCCUCCCCUCACCCCGCCUCUACGCUCACCCCUCUCGCCCGGAGAGAGAAACCUCCCAACAUCUGCUGGAACCAGUUUUGGGGAAACCUCGUCUGGCUCAUGCCCUCUGUGAUUACACCCCCCCUCAAACUGCCCACCUCCACUUCCUGCGGGGUGAUAUCAUUGACCUGCUGGACUGCUCCGGUUCUCUGACCUGGAGAGGGCGCUGUCGAGGCCGAGUAGGCAUCUUUCCGCCGGAGUAUGUCCAACCUCUGUACCACUGACACCAUAUCAGUGUCACUGACACUUACCCGUCAGGCUGUAGUGACUCACCUUAUUUAUCCAGCAACUGAACUGACGCUGAAACAAUUAGUCCAACACUCAAUUAAUUAACAGCAAUUUUCAUUAUUGAUUAAAGGCCCUGAAAAUUUAUUUUUUCAAUCAGCCUCUUACAAUGAGCAUCCUGAGUGGACACAGUAUUUUCAACCAAAGUUGGUACAGUUUUGCUUGUGUCACAUGAAAAAUAUCUGUUGUUAUGUCUGUUCUUCUCCACGCUCCUUACUGUUGUGUUUGACGAGAAAAAUCUACACUGACUUACUUCACUACUACAAAUGAAUCCACGGAUCACGGUUAUUUCACUGGGGCAAAUUUGUUUUGCUGUAAAUUGUCACUUUAAAAUACUGCUGUGACCGGGUCUCUAAAACCUGAAGAUGUGUUUUUCAACUUUAUUUUUUGUUGAUUUAGUCCUAAAUACUUAAUGUUACAGAGAAAUACUAAAGAUUUGAAAUCAGGUUCAAAUCAAGUAAAUCAAAAAUUAAGUGAAAUUAACUAAUUUCCUGUGCUGAAUACAUGACAUGACAUUUGACUUUAUGUUAACUUUGUUUUACCAUCUUGUCCACGCCCUGAACCUCCCCUAUAGUAAAUGUAAGUAAACUGUACAGAAGCCAAAUAAAGUGUGCUUUUAUCUCAUUAUAAAUAUUGUAACCUGCGUUUUGUGGACAAACACAUGUAGCUUUGAUGCAUAUAUCUUUACAUUUAUUAGAGAUAUCACCAGAAAAAAAUAUCAAGUUAUCAAGUUUCUUCACAUUCAACAAUCUGUACUUCUCAAUACUCAUGAAUGAAUUUCACCAAUAAAAAAAAUUAACUCAAAUGCACAGCAACUUGGACAUUACAACAGAGUUUCUCAACCUUGAGAUUGAUGCCUCUUGUUAACUUGACUGGAGCCACAAGCAAUUUUCAGUACCCUAUAUUGUAAUUUGUUUGAUAUAUUUGUAGUAAUAAAAAAUAAAUGUAAAACUCAUUAUUUUGGUGUAAUUUGGAUGCACAUAAAUGCAUGCCAUGUUUAAAUUUGCAUGACCAUUUUAAAGCUCUUUCAAAAAUAGCUGUCAUAAGGACCAGAAAAAGUUGAGGAAUUCUGAUUCAUAAUAAUUAUAAAAAAGCUUAAUAACAUGAAAGAACGCUACAACAAUAACUAAAGGUUCACUAAACCUUGCUUGACAGACAUGAGGCCAUUUAGAUAAAUAUAAAAUUACCACUGAGCAUAAAUUCAAUGUCAAAUUCAAAAGUACAUGAAAGUCACGUACAACCUAAACCACAUACUGAUAGAUGUAUUCUUAAUAUAUAAUCUUAUUUUGUAAGCUUUAAGUGCAGGAUAUGAUGUCCAUGGCGCAAUAACUGCACAUUCGUGUUCACAGUAAUUUGUACAAUACCCUUCUAAAACUUUAAAACGAAGCCACAGAACUAGGCUACAAGAAGUAGAAGGGGAAGGUCUUUAUGAACAAACCAAUAUCCUAUAGUGGGGCAGUGGUAAAAUAAUAAACAUAACAUCAAAGCACAUCUGUAGAAAUACUGGACACAGCCUGAACUGCUCACCAUUUAAACACAUUGUGAGAGGGCAGAUUUUUGAACAUUUUCACCAUUUUCCCAUGACAUUUUGCACUUCCUUGAAUGAGAAAGUCUGGCAUGUGUAUUCCAUAUAUGUAAUUUGAUGCAGAUGUGGAUCCAGUUGCAGAUAAUAGAACAUCUCAACAUUUGCUGUUAUGAUAGAAUAGACUCAGAUUUUUGUGCAGCCUUUAGUGGAGGUAUGUGCUCUCUGGGUAUUUUCUACUUUGAAAUGUGGAUGUUUUACAGCACCUGAAACUACAACAGUUUUGUGAAAUACAUUGUGUUGAUUUCUGAAGAAUUAAAAUUGAAAGAAUCUGUGCCAAAAAUCUAUUUGUUUCCCCACCUUCUUGGAUCUGGAGAACUCGGCUGCUGUUUGGCAGGCAGAGUUUGUAGUUCAUGUUGAAGAUGCUGGCAGGAGUUCAACGUGAGGGUGAGG